AUGGUCUGGCCCGCCAUCGCCUCUUGCUGGCUCUCUUCCUCCGUGUUCGCUCAACACGAUGCACUCGAUCUAUGUCCUGCAGGAACCGUGCAACUUGCCCUCUCGGGUGUGUUAUCGUCGCCUCACCUCGUCCAGUGCGCCAACAGCAUCGGCAUGUCCCCGGAAGCCGUCGUGCGGAACGAUCGACUCACGAGUGCCCAAGUCGUGGCGUUUCGUGACGCAAGCUCGUGCGCGUCCUACCACCACGACAUGAUGGACAAGCUGCUGCGGAUUUACCCCGUCUGCGUCGACCCGGUGUCGAGGAUGUCUACGGCUACCCUCGGUUCCAUGACCUUUGCCCAGCGCGUGAAGAGCCUCACGUCGUAA
This is a messenger RNA of Aphanomyces invadans, 366 nucleotides long. RefSeq lists its product as hypothetical. The record is from RefSeq and is a predicted model, not a curated record. The transcript is spliced from 2 exons. NCBI's taxonomy places the organism in Eukaryota, Oomycota, Saprolegniomycetes, Saprolegniales, Verrucalvaceae. Bases 1 to 366 code for a protein of 121 amino acids.